AUGGCAACUCAAACACCACCCCAACCCCUGGACGAUCCCCGCUUCAUGCGGGAUAAAUUAGCCCAAUACCUCGUCGGUGGCAGAAUCCUAGACCGUAUCGUGCGAAACGCACCGAACGAGCAAAAUGGCUUUGGACCGGGAUGGCUUCCAAUCCGAAAUGAUUACGAUCCUUUCAAUCUGCCACCAGUUCCCGAGACCCUUCGGACGCGUUACAGCGGUGGUGUGUCUGAUGCGCAGAUAAACUCACCUGAUAAACCGGCGCAUAUCGGUAUAAUCGGCGCUGGUAUAACGGGUCUUUUCCUGGCGUUUCUGAUUGAUCGAGUCAAUGAAAUGAGGUCACCUAAUAACCCCCUCUUCACGUAUACUAUCCUCGAGUCUAGUGGAAGGACAGGUGGUAGGGUCUUGACCAAGCAUUUUGACGAGGAGAUUUGGAAUGAUUAUUAUGAUAUUGGGGCUAUGAGGUAUCCGGAUAUUCCUAUCAUGGCAAGAACGUUCCAUCUUUUCGAGACACUGGGCUUUUCAAAGCCCAAAGAAACAGAGGGUAACGGAGAUAAAUAUGAUGAUGGGAAGGAUACAUUGAUGAAGUAUCACUUCAAAGGCGAGAAUUGUCCAAGCAGAUUCAACGAUAUUACUCAUGUGUCCACCAAAGACGAUGUCGAGGAUCCGUUCAACUUCAGCAUUUCCAAAGAAGGAAAUGUUCCUGAUAGCACGGUCAAAGAGGGCGCAGAUGUGAUUCUCGAGAACAUCUUUGGACCAUACAAGCAAGAAUUAAAGAAGGAUUUUGUUCGCGGAUUCGAAAAGCUGAUGAAAAAAGACCACUUCACAACUCGCGACUAUCUACGUGAGAUUGAAGACAUGGAUUUCUACUCAAUCCAAUAUCUAGAAACAACAAACAGCGCCUCCGGUCUUUUCGACCAAGCAUUCACCGAAAGCGUCAUAGACUCCUUCGACUUCGACUACCCAGCCGACAAAGACCCUAAAACCGACGACAACUCCGUAAAAUGGUACUGCGUCAAAGGCGGCACCUCAAAAAUAAUCAACAAACUAGAAAACACCCUGCACACCAAGCCCAUUCUCAAGCACCGCGUAACAGCCAUCCGAUACAAGAAAGCCUCACGCAACGAGACCUUCACAGACCGGCACAUGGAACUCGACAUCACACACGACCACGACCAGAACCACGCAGCCGAAAAACAAACCCUCUCCUUCUCCACCGUCUUCAACACAGCCAGCCUAGCCUGCACACGGCGCAUGGACCUCCGCACCGCAGGCUGCAGCCGCACACAACUCGACGCAAUGCGCAGCGUCCACUACGACGCCUCGACGAAAGUCGCCAUCGAAUUCACCCGGCCAUGGUGGAUCCAGGACUGCAAUAUCCGCGGCGGAUCCGCGUCCUCGGACCUCCCCAUCCGCACCUGCGUCUACCCGUCCUACAACCUCGACGCAACGGGGAAGGCCGUGCUGCUGUGCUCGUAUACCUGGGCGCAGGAUGCGCAGCGCAUGGGGUCGCUGGUUGACAACGUGCCGGCCGAGGGCGGGGCCAGGUUCGACGGGAGUAGGAAUCCCACGCAGAAAGAUGGGCUGCUGAAGGAGCUUUUGGUGCAUAAUUUGGCGCUGUUGCAUCAGAGCCCGGGGCUGGGGUAUGAGGAGAUGUAUGCGAUUAUUGAGGGGGCGUAUCGGGGACAUGAUGCGUUUGAUUGGUAUGGGAAUCCGCAUUCCGCGGGGGCGUUUGCGCUGUUUGGACCCGGGCAGUUUAGGGCUUAUUUUCCGUUUCUUGUGGAGCCGGCGGCGGAGGGGCAUUUGUUUUUGGCGGGUGAGGCGUGUAGUGCGCACCAUGCGUGGAUUGUGGGGUCCUUGGAUAGUGCGUUGAGGGCUUUGACGCAGUAUCUCCUUACGCUCAGGCCUUGGGUCGAUGAUGUUGAGGAUAUUUUGGGGGCUUUGGAGCGGGAGUGGGGGGUGGUGAGGGAGGUUGCUCGUGAUGAGAUGGAUUGGCAGGCGGUUUUGUCUAAGGUUGAUAUGGGAAAGGGUGGUUCUUGA
Messenger RNA from Penicillium verhagenii, 2037 nucleotides. RefSeq names its product flavin monoamine oxidase family protein. The transcript is spliced from 6 exons. NCBI's taxonomy places the organism in Eukaryota, Fungi, Ascomycota, Eurotiomycetes, Eurotiales, Aspergillaceae. The record is from RefSeq and is a predicted model, not a curated record. Gene Ontology annotation, molecular function: L-amino-acid oxidase activity; polyamine oxidase activity. Bases 1 to 2037 code for a protein of 678 amino acids. Gene Ontology annotation, biological process: amino acid catabolic process.